Gopherus evgoodei (Goodes thornscrub tortoise) is the source of this 1344-nucleotide messenger RNA. RefSeq lists its product as uncharacterized. Gene Ontology annotation, cellular component: nucleus. Lineage: Eukaryota; Metazoa; Chordata; Testudines; Testudinidae. The transcript is spliced from 4 exons. The record is from RefSeq and is a predicted model, not a curated record. Bases 216 to 896 code for a protein of 226 amino acids. Gene Ontology annotation, biological process: positive regulation of DNA-templated transcription.
GGGAGCAUUGACUAGGGGAAUCCAGCCCCCAACCCUCUAUCCCAGUCCCCUCCCCUCUGCACCAUAGGGUUGUUGUGCCCAGAGGAUUAGCUUGAUGUCAGGACAAAGCGCUUACAGCGCCUGGAGCAUCUGUCAGCUCCUUGCCCUGGGGACUGCUGGGCCCUGUAAUCCCCACACAUCCUGCAAUGGCCCAGGGCAGCGCCUGAUGCAUCGCCAUGGCUGAAGGAACUCUGGAUUGUGGUGGUGCUCCAUCCCAGGCAGUGCUGACCCCUGGUGAGGCCUGCACCCCCAUCCAGCUACCUGUGGCGAUCCCAGGGCGGAACAGCCUGGCCUGGCCCCACAGCACUGACCAGAAGAUGCAGUGGCUAUCAGAAGUGGGAAGGAGCCCCAUCCAGACAGAGCCUCCCGCACAGAACCAGUUCUUCCUGGAGCCAUGUGAGAUGGGCAGAGGCGCCCCUACAGGGCUGUGCGAGGAGUUGUGCAAAGGUCUCCCUGAGGAGCUGUGUGAGGUGAUGUGCGAGGAUCCUCAAAGGGAGCCGUGCGAGGUGGCAUGCGUGGAGCUGUGUGAGGACACUCCUCCCUGGGAGCUGUGCAGGGAUCCCUCCAUGGAGCCAUGUGAAGGGCCGUGCAAGGAGAUGUGCAAAGAUCCUCCCCCCAGGAAGCCAUGCGAGGGCCCCCUUGGAAGCCCAGUGCAGGGGAAGGCCCGGCUGCCAUCAAUUGUGGUGGAACCCACAGAGGUGGGAGAGGUGGAAAGCGGGGAGCUGCGUUGGCCCCCAGAUGACUUCCUGCUGCUGGAGGGCCAGGACGAGCUCUUCACUGAUGAAGAGGAGCAAGCAGCAGGGCCGGGGCCUGGGGCCACUGCUCUGGAGAGCAGCCUGGAUGAAGUGCUGCUGUGAGGCUGCCAGGGCAGAGGGGACCCCACUCCCCGCCCCGCCCCAGACCCCACUAGAGACCCAGCUGUAGCCUUGUCGGGGGGGUGCAACUCAGGGACCAAGGACACCCUCCCCAGGAGCUGGACAGCAGCAGGAGGGGAUGGGCCCCCUGCCACCAGAACCUUAGGGGGCAGAAUAAGACCAGCCUGGGGCACCCUCUUGGCUGGAUCCAGUGCCCCUCAUCUGUGAGUAAGAGUCAGCCUGACUUUGAUCUGGGACAGCAGCACUAUGGGGCACGCACUGCCCCCACCACCUCCAGGAGCUGGGGCCCAGACUGGGCACCUGCUCUGUAUGGACAGUGGGGACCCAAGGCUCAGGGGAGCUGGGGGCCCUGCCUGCAGGGUUUGUGCUGGUGGGUAUAAGGUGCCCCCUCCUCUCCUGCUGAGCUCAGCAAUAAAAGGUUCCUGUCCUA